Molecule: messenger RNA, 843 nt
Organism: Saprolegnia diclina VS20
Lineage: Eukaryota; Oomycota; Saprolegniomycetes; Saprolegniales; Saprolegniaceae
Exons: 3
Coding region: 1-843 (280 amino acids)
Biological process (GO): peptidyl-L-cysteine S-palmitoylation; protein targeting to membrane
Cellular component (GO): endoplasmic reticulum; Golgi apparatus
Molecular function (GO): protein-cysteine S-palmitoyltransferase activity
Source: RefSeq, a predicted model, not a curated record
AUGUGGUUUGUCACGGACGGCGGCUUCAUCGUGGCGCUCCUGGGCAUCGCGCUCAUGCUGGCUGGCGUCGGCCUCUGCCUGAGCAACAUGCACGGGUGGCUAGGCGCGUCGAUGGCCAGCGGUAUCCUCGCCACCGGCCUGCUUGUGCUAAGCGUCCUCACGGCCUCGGCGCAUUGGUACACGAUGACAACCAACCCAGGCACCGUGCCCAAGUACGUACAAGUGCUUGCGGCGCCCGCGAGUGACGACGCUGACGCCGAGCAUGUGCCAUUGCAAGAUGAAGGCACGACGCUCCACUGCGACCUUUGCGACGCGGCGCGCCCGAGAUGUGUCACGCACUGCGACUCGUGCCAAGGCUGCAUCACCAUGAUGGACCAUCACUGUCCAUGGGUCAACAACUGCGUCGGGGUCGGCAACCUCAAGAACUUUGUGCUGCUGCUCAUCUACCUCUUCUCGACGUGCGUCUACAUGGGCAGCAUGACGGUAGCCCAAGUCGCAUCGUGCCCGGAGACGUGCGGCCUCGACGACGGCAAGCAGCCGGGCAAGGCCGGUGUAGCCGUCAUGGCCGUCGCGUUCAUCUUUGGCGCGCUUGCCGCCAUCAUGCUGAUCCUCGAGGUCUUUAGCAUCCACUACGACGAGCGCAUCGCGUGGAUCGUCCAGAUGACGCGUGCGCAGGACCGACGCGUGAAGAGAGCCACGCUGACGCAGAAACUCGGCGUGCUGUUCGGCAGCGCGACCUUUCGAUGGCAUUGGCUUCUCCCGGGCCGCGACGUGCAUCGGCACCGAUCGGCUGCCGACAUGGACUUCAUCCUCGGCUACCGCCCGCUCUUUCACGAAAGUUAG